UCUUUAAGUGUGUGUGGAGUUUUCCUGCACCGGCUCAUAGGAGGGGUUGGAGAGAGUGACGCUGGCUGCGCCUUGGUGCUGAGCGGAGCGCUCACCUGCAGAUGAGAGAGCCGGGGAAAACUCGGGGCAGAGCUGCAGCACACUCACGGAGCGCGGGGAGGAAACAGUCCGACCAAGUGGGGGAGGAAAUUUGAACACACCAGGGGAGGAAGAAGCCCGAACCGAGCCCGUCUCUCGCUCCCCUCCUCUCUCUCUCUCUCUCUCUCUCUGGUUCCAUCCUCGUCCAGGCAGCUUUUGGACUCGCCUCGCUCGCCACAAUGAGAACGGACUUCGCUGUGGUUCUGACAGCAGCCCUUCUUCUUCACACAUUCUGGAGGAAUAAUGCGGAGCAUGCCUCCAAAGGUCCCUGUCGGCCUGGCUUCUCACAAAGCUUCUACUCUGUGCUGAUUUCAAGGGAUGUACUGCAAGGCCAGGGCAUAGUUAAAGUGAAGUUUGACGACUGCGCAGGGAACGACGGUGUGGUUUUCCAGAGCAGUGACCCUGUCUUCGGUGUGCGAACAGAUGGAUCCAUCUUUGCCCAGGAAGAUGUAGCCAGCUUGCAUGAACCGGUCCAGUUUAAAGUAACAGCAAGUGGCCCGCAGGCAGAAGUCUGGGAGACUGUGAUUCAACUAACAGCGACUGACCUAACAUCACCUGGGCGAAAUGAGAAUGAGGUUGAAGAAGAAGAGAAGAAGCAAAAAGAGGAGACGUUCCAAGCGCCGCCUCCUGUCAUCAUGUUCUCGGGAUCCCGCUUCAACAGCACCAAGGGUCAUCGAAGGCAAAAGAGGGACUGGGUGAUCCCACCGAUCAAUGUGGCGGAAAACUCCCGAGGCCCGUUCCCUCAGAUGCUCGUCAGCAUUCGUUCAGACCAGGACCAGGACAUCUCUAUCCGGUACAGCAUCACUGGAGUGGGAGCGGAUCAACCGCCCAACGAGGUGUUCAGCAUCGACCCAAUGGUUGGAAAGAUGUUCGUCACCAGGCCUCUGGAUCGCGAGCAUCGAUCUUCUUAUCAUCUGCGAGCUCACGCAGUGGACAUGAACGGAAACCAGGUUGAGAACCCCAUCGACCUCUACAUCUUCGUCAUAGACAUGAAUGACAACAGACCAGAGUUCAAAAACCAGGUCUACAAUGGCUCUGUGGAUGAAGGCUCCAAACCAGGAACUUACGUGAUGCAUCUGUCAGCAUUUGAUGCUGACGACAACACCACGGCUAAUGGCAUGGUGCGCUAUCGAAUCCUGUCCCAGACCCCACACAGUCCUAUCCCCAACAUGUUCACCAUCAACAGUGAGACGGGGGAUAUUGGGACAGUAGCACCUGGACUUGAUAGAGAGAAAGUGUCCCAGUACACCAUCAUUGUGCAAGCCACGGACAUGGAGGGCAACCUUAACUUUGGCCUGUCCAACACAGCCACUGCCAUCAUCACUGUCACAGACAUCAAUGACAACCCACCAAUGCUGACCUCCAGAACUUUUUCCGGUGAAGUCCCAGAGAACCAAGUGGAUGUUGCUGUGGCUAAUCUGACAGUUAUUGAUGCCGACCAGCCCCACUCUCCGAACUGGAACGCCAUCUACAGGAUCAUCAGCGGAGACCCAAAUGGGCACUUCACCAUCCGCACUGAUCCCGUCACCAAUGACGGCAUGGUCACUGUGGUGAAGCCAGUAGACUUUGAGAUGAACCGCGGCUUCAUGCUGACAGUGGUGGUGUCAAACCAGGCCCACCUGGCCAGCGGCAUCCAGUCCUCGCUUCAGUCCACCGCUGGAGUCACCAUAUCUGUGCAAGAUGUCAACGAGCCUCCCUAUUUCCCUACAAACCCUAAACACAUCCGCUUCGAGGAGGGCGUUCCUGCCGGCACCAGCCUGACAACUUUCUCAGCUUCGGAUCCUGACCGGCUUCAGAUGCAACAGUUAAUCAGGUAUUCCAAGUUGAAUGACCCUGCUGACUGGUUGUCCAUCAACAGAACCAAUGGUCAGAUUGUAACCACAGCAGUGCUGGACCGGGAAUCUGUCUACGUCAAAAACAAUAUUUAUGAAGCAACAUUUCUGGCUACAGACAAUGGUUCCCCUGCAGCCAGCGGCACAGGCACGCUGCAGAUCUACUUGAUAGAUAUUAAUGACAACCCCCCAGCGCUCGUACCCAGGGAGUCUCAGAUCUGUGAAAGGAUGAACAAGAACGUCAACGGUGUCAACAUCACUGCUGCUGAUGCUGACACGGAUCCUAACGCUGGACCCUUUGUCUUCGAGCUGCCCAACUUCCCCAGCAGCAUCCGGCGCAACUGGACCAUUUCUCGGAUCAGUGGUGAUUAUGCCCGCCUGGGUCUCCGGUACCAGAUAUACUUAGAGCCAGGAAUGUACGAGGUUCCUGUAAUUGUGUCCGACUCGGGCAACCCCCCGCUGUCCAACAGGUCGGUCAUCAAAGUCAAAGUGUGUCCCUGUGAUGAACAUGGAGACUGCACCACACUGGGAGCCGUUGCAGCCGCCGGCCUGGGAACGGGAGCCAUCAUCUCCAUCCUCAUCUGCAUCAUCAUCCUGCUCAGCAUGGUGCUGCUGUUUGUUGUGUGGAUCAAGCGCCGAGAAAAAGAGAGGCAGACAAAGCAGCUGCUCAUUGACCCUGAAGAUGAUGUGAGAGACAACAUCCUCAAAUAUGAUGAAGAGGGAGGAGGAGAGGAGGACCAGGAUUAUGACUUGAGCCAGCUGCAGCAGCCCGACUCUUUAGAACACAUCAUGAGCAAACCGCCUGGCGUACGCAGAGUGGAUGAGCGUCCCAUCAUCCCAGAGUCCCAGUACCCCAUCAGACCGGUCGUGCCCCACCCUGGAGACAUUGGGGACUUCAUCCAUGAGGGUCUGCGAGCUGCAGACAACGACCCCACGGCUCCUCCGUACGACUCCCUGUUGGUUUUUGACUAUGAGGGCAGCGGCUCCACUGCCGGCUCGGUCAGCUCUCUCAACUCCACCAGCACGGGGGACCAGGACUAUGACUACCUCAAUGACUGGGGACCCCGCUUCAAGAAGCUGGCCGACAUGUACGGCGGAGGGGAUGAUGAUUAAAAAAAACGCCCUGUCACGCACGCACACCUUCGUCCCUUCAGCUGGCCUGCCACGCUCUGACCCUGCAACACAUGGGGGCUAUUACAACCUUCUCGAACACACGUUACCAGUUUGCACUGACUCAACAACCAAUCCGAUAACCCACCACAGAGGACCAGUGCCAUGAGUCCAUUUCCACUGGCUCCUGCUCUAAGCUCGUCAAAGACUGUAAUGGAUGGACUUGUUUUGCAGGCUUUUCACAUUAUGUAUGCUCCAACUCAUGCUUUUGUUUCACUUUAGUUUUCCAACGUUGGGUGUUGACUUCACUUACUUUCUUCUAGUUUUGUUUCUAUUUCAGUUUGUAGCUUUUUCUUGUCCUCACUACCGUUUGAUUCCGAAUGUUCUUUAUUCCUGAGGGGUUUUCACUUUUCCCUCGCUGUGAGCCCCCCCGCUCCGCCUGCCUCUCUGAAGAAGCUUUAGGUUGAGCUUCUCACUGUUUCCGAGACAAACAAAAGUGGGGGAGAGGAAAGGAGAAGAAGAAAAAGAUACCAUGAAUAUGAAAGUCCUUCCUUACAUGGAGGGCCCUGGUUUAGUCUUUCCUGAACUUGAAUUGCUUAGAACAGAAGCACUGUUGUUUGAUAAAAAAAGAAAGAAAAAAAAGAAAGUGCCUUCAGUGGUGCAUAUUUUAGCAGAUUCCUGCUAACUCAGGAUUGGUUGCCAUUCUCUGGGCUUACAGGGCCCCAUGUGCCCCCCGCCCCACAACCAACCACCCAACCUUUAAUUUAAACCUCCUCCUCCUCAUUUUUUUACCCCCAACUGGCAGGGCUGUGACGGCUGCGGGAGCGCUGGGUUCACGGGAGCAGAGGCUGGCUUUAGUGGGUCGCUUCAUGUAGACGUACUGUUCAUAGGCCUACAGUGUGUCUGUGAGUUACGGACAAAUCAUUAGGUUCUCAAGUCAGGCAGAGCUGUGCUCCCAGAUCACAGUUAACUUGAAUGUGAUUGCUGAAAUCACACGUAUACAUAACAAGACUGUGUUAGAGAAGAAACACAUUGUGUGUCCUUGUUUCUUUGUGGCUACAGCAGCUGUGUUUGUUUUGAGCUCUCUGCACCCAAAACCUGAUGAGGCUAAAGUUGAAAGGCUUGACGAGUCAAAUGUGUUUCCUUGUUAACGUUGCUGAACAUAUGCUCUGUGUGAGGGUUGUUUAAGGCGAUUGUUACCCCAAAGCUCUUCGAACGUUUUUCAUGACUUUUCCUUCAGCUAAACGUUAUCAGCAUGACUCCAGAGAUUUUUUUGUGAAAUCUAUGUAAUUAUGAUCAUGAAGGGCAAAAAAAGAAGAAGUUCAUACUGGUUUUAUUUUUGCUCUGGUAACGUGACAAAAGCAACUGAAUGCUUCUGUUUCACCUCCUUCUUUCUUUGCUUUUAUCGAUCCAGAAUUUUCCUACAAAGAUUUUAUGCGCCAACUAUGGUGCUCAUCUGCACUACAAAUGAAUGGAAGCUGAGGAAUGCAUUGCAAAGCAAUGAUUCCCUCUGCCUGCAUUGAAUUGAAUUGAAUGGAGGCCCCUGUUACUAUCCACCUAAAAAAAAAGGAUCUCUUAACUUUAUUUAUAUCUCACUCUUCUGACAACGUUAAUGCAGCCCAAAUGGCAAAGUGUUCUUUUAGUCAGUAUUUCUGGUUUUGCUGUAGGACAAAUGGUUUUCUUUCAAGGUGCCUCAGAAUGUAGAGUGGUGCCAGAUUUUUUUCUUAUUCUGCUUCAUGUUAAAUUUCUCUCAGGCUCAAAUCUUAAGAGAAUGUUGUUUUUAACUUAUCAAAUCUCUGACAUAAAUCACAGCAAAUAUUAGAAAACUUCCAUAAAAAAAACAAUCUCAGUCACCGUUCAAGAAUUAUUUCAGCAGACCUUACAGUUUUUACAUCGCAGGCAUUUGUUUGAACUAAACAUUUCAGGAGUUUUGUCAUUUUGAAAGUGAGGUGAGGUUGCUGGGAAGAACAGCCUCUUGGGUCAUGGGAGAAAAGGGAUGUUUGUGUAAUUCAAUAUGGCACUCAGAUCGCUCAGCAGUUUUAAAACUACUGAAACUGAAAUUUGUCAGAAUCGUAGCUGAGAGCAAACCCAAAGACUUCUGAAUUCAGGUUUAAGCUAACUGCAUAUGCUAAUUUUCAAAAUGUAAUGCACAUAGAAAGCUUGAAAUUCAUAUUAUAGUAGUAGCUGGAAAAAUGCUUUAGCUAAUUCUAAAUGCGAAAUAUAAAUUAAAGAUGGCUGCCAGACCUAAUUUUAAACAGCAAUAACUCAGCCAUUUUGGGUUAUAUUAGGCUGAAUUUCAAAAACAGUCCCCAUCACAUACUAGGGUCGAAAUUAAAAUCCGAGGUGGCCACCAUAACUAAAAUGUAAAAUUGACUGUAACUCUGCAGUUUUUGGACAAAUUCAGUGGAAAUUUUGUGUGUCGUAGCAGUGAACAAUCCUCAUCACGUUCUGAACCCAAAUCAAAAAUCCAAGAUGGCCACCAUAGUUAACAUGUGAAAUAGGCCAUAAUUGGGCCAUUUUUAGCCACAUUGAGCUGGUGUUUGGCAUGGUGGUACCCAAGUGAAAUCCCCAAAGAAUAUGGUUUAAAAAAUCCUGCACCAAGAGGCAAGCCCUUUCAAAGUUACUCAUAGUUACUCCAGGAACUAUGCUAGUUAAUAUUAUUCUUCAAAAGCUGCACUCUGAACAUGUUUUUGUUGUAACCUCCUUAAAAAUUGAGCCCUAUAUGCUUGUGUUUUUAACUAUUAUUAUUAAUAGAGUUUGUAGCAUGCAGGGAGGUUAGGUUACCUUCAUCAGUUUUCAUUACAUUAUUUAAAUAUGCAAAAUGUUCAACCGGGUAAAAGCUGCUGAAGGUUAAAGCAUUUUAAUCACCUUUUUUCCCACUUUGAGGUCCCACUGAAAGUUUCCUUAAUUCAUUCAUUUUCAUAAUGAUUACCUUAAUAAAACAUACAUUUAAAACACACAAAAAUAUCAGUUCAUCAACUUCCAGAACAAAUGAAGGCAAAAUCCUUCAUGAUGGCAUCACUGGAAAUGCAAAUGUAGGUUAGAUAGCAACCUAGUGUAAAUACGAAGGUCAACAGGGUCUCAUUGGUUGGAAUUUAAAGAUUGAUGAGUAGAAAUUGUUCCAAAAAUGGUGAUGGUCUGGACAGGUGUCAGUUCAGACAUGAGAGCAGAAAAAAAAGGUUUCCAGAGCUCACUGCAGCAUACGCUCUUAUCAGUCUUUCUCAGCCUCCAGAAUAAACACAGCUGUUUCAUUUUUCCUGCUAUUUGUGAUUAUUUCUGACACAUAAAUGUUGUAUAUAUGGAACAUUUUUUAUACAUGUGGUGAGAUCUGAGGUAUUUUUGUGUGUGUAAUCUUUUUUUUCCACAAUAGUUUUGUUUCAAAUUAAUAUCUGGCAAAUUAUAUUUCACCAAAAAGCCAUGUGCUAGAAUUUGUAUAACUCUGUAUGGGCUAACAGCCAUACUUUUAUCGCUUCAUCUUGGCAAGAGGGUUCCACUCCAAACUGACUGUACAGACUUAAAUGCUCACUCCUCUAGGCCUUACUGUAUAUACUGUAUGUCAGAGUUCUAUAUGAUACGAGCCCAUUAAACAGUGUUUUUUGUUCAUUACUGACGACUGUCCGGCGUCGGCAGAAUGAAGAAGUGCUUCACUGAGACAUUCAGAUCCGUUUCACUCACUUUCCACAAGGCAACUGACCUUUAUAACUGUGUCAUACAUGGAUACAUGACACAACGCCAUUAUGAUACUGAAUGUUGUCAGACUCAGUUGGCAGACAAGUCACCGAUGCAAUCAGGAAAACCCUGACCAUGAAAUUCAAUUUGUGAGCAGAAAUGAGGGGAGACUGAUUAUUUCUGGGGACUUACUUGGUCCAUUUGUAAUAUUGAUGUUCCCUCCUUAAAGCGAGGCGAGCAUUGAGAACCAGGGAGGAAAAAAGCUCCACUGCCGUAGUUCAACCCUGAGGUCUGUGUGGUGCUGGUGUUACUCACAGGAUGUCGGGUCGUCGCUGGCCAUGACGGACAUUGUCUAACCACAAACACGUGACAGGAAAUUCCAAAAGAUGCCAAACUUUUCUCGCUACGGCCAGAAUCCUAAAUAUAGGCGGCAGACUUUCAUACAAGUUCUCCUACUGAUUGAGUCCAAGUGUACAUAAUGUAAACUUUGCUUGAAGCUAAACAAACGGUGUUAGGCAAACUGUAACUGUACAAUUGGAGCUUUUUGCAUGUGUCUUUUUAUAAUCGGCAGGUGAGUUCUAUUAUAAGUAACCGUAUGACAUACAAAAGCGUGCAGCCUGCAUGACGGAGGCCGGAGUUUGGAGGGUGCACUCACAUUGUUUUCAAAUGAAGGAGGAAGUUAAAAAAAGCAGAAAAAAAUUGCACAGUUAUAAAGUCUAAAGACUUUUUUUUGUAAAUUGCCAACAGCACAAAUAUUUUAUAUUGUUGUUUGUACAAUUUUUUUAAAAAAUGAAGGGAAAAAAGCUGAGAGAGUCUGUUGUUUCAAGCGUGUGUUUCUAGUGCCACUGCAAUCAUGAUUUCCAAACUACCGUACAGUACAUGCACAGCCUUGCAGAUCAACCUUGUAAUAUAGACGCUGAGCUGAAGAUUCCCUGUCAGCAUCAUGUGUUAUAAAUAAAAAUUUCCUCUUCUUGUAAGAA
Austrofundulus limnaeus is the source of this 7729-nucleotide messenger RNA. RefSeq names its product cadherin-4. Gene Ontology annotation, cellular component: plasma membrane; adherens junction; catenin complex. Gene Ontology annotation, molecular function: cadherin binding; beta-catenin binding; calcium ion binding. The coding region runs from base 318 to 3083 and encodes 921 amino acids. Lineage: Eukaryota; Metazoa; Chordata; Actinopteri; Cyprinodontiformes; Rivulidae. Gene Ontology annotation, biological process: homophilic cell-cell adhesion; adherens junction organization; cell-cell adhesion mediated by cadherin. The record is from RefSeq and is a predicted model, not a curated record. The transcript has 16 exons.